AUGGCUCCGCCGUCGGACGUCUACUUCCCAUCGCUGGACGAGUGCUUUGGUGACAGCCAGAUCAUAUCAUGGAAAACCGCAUACUUGUCUAUAGCAAGGGCAGGCGAUCAGUCUAAUCCUGACAAGAAUAUUUCCGACUUCCUCUGUUCCUCAACCGGUCUCCGCAUCCUCUCAAACCCUUACUCCCCCUUUCCUAAGCCAUCCAGUGCUUCAAAGACAGCAUUCGAAUCGAAGACCGCCGCUAUUCAUGUCACCUCCUCUAAGAAUAACUCGGACUCAGAUGAAAUAAAGUCCGAUGCGCUAUGGUUGAGCAAGGAGGCCGGCAUAGACGAGUUGUCCGCUUUGCGCAUGGUCGUGCUAGCCUGGCAGCGUCGACGCGAAAACGAACUCCUGUCCCAUUUUUCAGAGGAGGAGCUUACAAGUCUGCAUGACGCCGUUGGGAUUGGAAGGUCGCCGCAUGGGUCUUACGGAAUCGAAGCCUCCAGCAUUCUCAAGUACGCUGGCUCGCAGACCGAAUCGUCAGCAGCGUUGAAAUCCAAGGAAACGAGACAGAAAAUAUUGUUCCAUAUUUGGUUAUCAGAGCAGAGAUACAUACUUAAACUGGCUCAUUUCCUGAUAGCAACGUCCUUACGAGAUACACGACGAGAUCAACAACUUGAACAAUCUGUUGGGUCUGGUGAUGGCUUUAUUGUGGAGGCCAGCCGGCUAGGGCGCGCAAUCCUCAACGGCCAGUGCGGGACAUUGAAAGUUGAAAAGACCGAGAUUAGCAUUCCAAGCUGCAUUGAGGCUUUCCGGCUACGCGUUAAGGGCCUAGAAGCUGGCAGUUGGUGGUCAAAGUCGGUAGGACUUGACGUGUUGAUGGAAAGCUCUUGGCAGGCGAGCGCUCUAGAGGAACUCGUCCAGAUAUUAAGCCUCAUUUUCCUCCAGGUCAGGUCCUCAGAGGCAAUCCCCUCGGCCGAUGUACUCCUGUCCUGGCUCAGGUUGAUGAGUGAAUAUGAAUUCCUGGAGACUAUUCGUCCAUCAACGGAGGAGCAAGCAGCUAUUUGCUCCCAGCUUCAAACUCUCAUAUCCAUAACAACACUCUCUUUUCUCAAGCUCCAGACUUCCUCCGCGCGCUUGGACAAACCCGAACUAAAGCCAACUAAGCUUCCAUAUUUCUUAUCUCAGAAGGACGUUGGCGAGAUUAAUGAGAUAUUCCUCAGAGCAGCCCAGGCUGGGCGGCUAACUGCGAGUGCAGCAGUGUUUUCCUGGGCCGUUAUCAUGUACUCGGUUGGAGAAAUCGCCUUGGCGAUUAAAGAAGACAGGGAGCUCCAGCAGGCUAACCACGCUGUGGAGUCGUUCAACAACAGCACGCAGUUCGCAGCGCCAUCUGCUCUCUCCGAAUCAUCCAUAUACGAGGAAGUCUGGGAAAAGGCACGCAAUCCUGAGUUUGAUGAAGACUUUGUCAGGUUUCUCGUUUCCAGUGCUGUCGAUAGAUGUCGUUUGCUGGAGCUCAUAUUUGCUAUGUCAGAGCAGCUCCGGUCUGUCCCAAGACAAAGAGGAGAAAACCUGGUAAGCCAGUGGGGUCAGCUAGAGCUCUUGGACCUGAUUAGAUCUGGAGUUCAAUACCUAGACUAUAUCCCCGAGCUAGUUGCAGCGGUUUUAUGUAUCGUAUCGGAGCCAGCUGAACAUCAUUGCCUAGACAAGGAACCAAAAUUCGACGACGCUUACGAUCCCCGAGCUGUCUUCCUGACCGAUGAGAUUCUAAUGGAAAAAAUCUUCCGAAAUGCAAAGUCUCGGUUCCCCUACGAAGCCGCCAAUUUUUUGAAGUUCUGCAGAGCUCUUUCAGGAUGCAGCCUAUCAACAGAAGAUGGCCUACCCAUAAUCUGCCAUGAGCUAGAAUCCAUGGCUACUUAUACACAGGCCGUUGCAUCUGGAUUCCAGGGGUACCGAUCAAUCCGGGAAGAUGAAAAUGCGAACUAUGUUGAGCUUAUUGCCCCCUUGGAUAUGAAGGAGGUUGCUUCUGCAAAACGAGAUACAAUGCAAACAUCCCAUGAAUUGGUUCUUGCUAAUGAGUUGUCUGUACUUCCUGCAGUCACAGUUGGCCAAGUUGUCAGCGAGUCGAAGCCUGCUGUGAUAAUGUGGCACCACCAGUACAACUGCCUUGGAUUCCUCGGCAAGUGGCUAGAGCAAGGCACCAACAGCCGCGGAAGUGACAAUGCCCCUGACGACGAUGUGGCUACAGACAUUAUCGGGUUACUUGCUGACUUGAUUGAUAAUGCAUAUGCCAUCUCCAGAGUAAAUGGACAUGAAUCUUCCGCCAAACGAAUACUGGAAAUGGCCAGUGAUGGGUUGGAUCGUCAUGCAGAUAUCAUAUCUGUAAUUUUCAACAUUUUCGAACGGAGCCUCCAGGGCGCCAGCGCCGCUGCUUCUAGCAAUCGAAACUUCGACCUUACCAUGUCAUGCAUGCAUUUUGUAUCUUCUCUUACCAAGGUUCUUCCUGGAAGGGUCUGGCCAGCUCUAGUUCGAAGUUCUUUCCUGUCAACAACUGGGAACGGUGGAAUGUUGGAUAAGAUAAUUUUCUCGGUAGAAGCAAGCUCCGGAGAUCUUUCAUUCCUUCUGUCAUCUAUCAGACUAUUUGAAUCUGUUGUUGACGAUGCCAUCACACAUGCUGCGCUUCGAAGGACAACUGCAAAGGUCACUUCAGCUUCCUAUGUGGCCGAAUACACAGCCGGAAUUCCCGUACGCUCAAUGCGCACAUGUUUGCUCAACUUCGUUCGGGCUAUGGUGGAGAUAUACAACAGCGGUUCCGGCUGGAAACUCAAUGACAUCCACCAACAAAUCGAAAUCAACACUUCUUUAGCCACUAAUUUCCAUAAAAUUCUUUAUUACGUUUACGGAACCGAUGAUACCCAAGAUCUUGACGAUAAAAUAACCGCUGUUUUUUCGAGUUCUGCCAAAUACCUAUUGAACAUCCUACGGCCAGGAUUGAACGAGAGUCUUCCAUCUAAUCCUAUCCUGCGAAUUAUUCUAGGUGGAUUUGAAUCUCAUGUGCCCGAAAACAUGGUUCAAUCCACCGUAGAAUGCAGUACUUUAAUAGUGUCGACAAUUGACCUGGCCAAGAUCCUAAUACAAGUUGGAUGGUUGACGGACGCUCCCAUAUCUGCGCUUGAGAAACAACUUUUUAGCGCCUCGCCCGUAUUCGCAAGGUUAUUCGUUCUUGAUCGCAGAUAUCAGCUGCCAGUCGCUACAUUGCUUGAGUUGCUUGUAUCUCGCGCCUCUGCCUAUAAGGAUAGGGAACCGCCUUCUCUGCUUGGACACCUUGGUGCCGAGUCAUCGUGUCGUUUCCUGGAUGCUCUAGCCAAGUUUGAUCGACCAUUUGGAUCCGACGACGUCAAGGUAGCGAUUUGGAAGCUUGUAACCUCCAUUAUAACAAAGAGACAGCAGUGGCUUGCUGUUUUCUUACUCACAGGCUGCUCACCCCGGGAGUCCUUGAAAGCAGAUUCCGAUAAACCAGCCGCAUCCAUGAAAUCAAAACCAUUCUUGGAAGCUUCUCUAGAUCUGUUGUCCUCUAUCUCUUCUAUUCCACCCCAAGUUGCAGUUGCUGCGCUGCAUUUCAUCGCCAAAGCCCAAGAAAACUGGCCAUGGGUAACACCAGAGUUAAAGAAACAUCCAAACUUUUUCUCCGUGGUAACAAAAUAUAUCACCGAGCUAAAUGUCGAUAAACUUCAGCCAUACCAAAAGUGCAUGAAUAUACAGAUUGCAGCGUUGGUAGUCGAUAUCUGCACAGUAUACUUACACAGUGCUAAGGAGGCCAGAGAUGGAACCUUCUUCAAAACUCUGGUACCACUUGUCACCUGGCUUUCGGAAAAUGCUGUUGAAGUUGAUGGCUACAAUGCAUCGCUACACGGAAAUCUGAAACGCAACUUUGAGAUGAAAUAUCGCGAGAGCAAGAUAACCAAUAUCAAACGCACUGCGCUUACUCAAUCGGAAUUUGGGGAGGAGUAUUACUAUGAUGUCCCAAUGGGCAACAAACUCUUUGGCUACGAUUUCGCUUGGAUUGGUAAACGUGACCAAGGAUUCGUGGAAGAGGUUAAACGGGCCAAUUUAAACCUAUCUCUCGUCGAAGCACAGAUGUCACUCCUGCACAGCUGGAAAUUCUUUGCAAUCGAGCAUUGCUCAGAUUUCAUGCCUGACCGGGAAGUUCAAAAGUCUAUGGCCAGAGUUGUCCGCCGUUGCUUGGUUGCAAACUCUCAUGAUAUACCUGAUGAGCAAAUCUUCUUUAAACUCCUUGAAACAAGAGCAGAAUUCGCUCUAGCACUGGUUCACCGCCUCGUUGAAGUGCAGGCAAGGGGUUCGGAGGUUUUCAGUCUUCUAUCCGUUACAUGGGAAACGAUCCGACUUCGUAACCCAACAUACGAGAGCGCCCUAUUACACGACAACACAGAGUAUUAUGGUCUUCUGCUUAAUGUGUUGUUCCUUACACUGCAGUUCCAUGUUGCAGGCGCUAAUCUAGUCAAUCCCGAAGCCGUCAGCCAGAAACCUGAGGUGUCUUCUGAUCUGACUGUCCUUGUCGAUGUUAUCAAGAACGUAGUUGCAAAUGGCUACCGAUCUCUAUGCACACACCUACACGAUUCGCCUGAGAAAUGCACACCAAAGGAUUUUGCCAUUUUAACAGCGAUCUUGCAAACUUCCUUGAAAGUCAAGGAUGUCGAUCGCAUCUACGAACAGAUCGCGUUCCACCUGGCUGAUAGUGAUACUAUUCGAUAUGCUGCAACCCUUUUCUCAUGGUCAAAUCAGCUUACCAUUGAAGGCGAUCCUGUUUAUGGUGAGAUCAGCAUGCUGUAUCUCCUAGAGCUUUCCUGCAUUCCAAGCAUUGCGGAGCAACUUGCAGUAGAGGGAAUACUUGUCAAGUUGUCAACCUUCAGACUCACCGAGGCAUUCCGCCAACCUCAGGGCUGCGGCCCAUUCGAUCCUAUCCCAAGGCUUUUCUCCAUUUGGAAUUCCGGUUUCCUUCCACUCUGCUUGAACUUACUCUACCACAUUGGGCGCACAGUGCCCGAAGUUUCUGCGUUCCUCAACCAAUUUGAUGGCCAGCUUCGACGAGCAUCAACUGGCUUCUCACUUGGCAACCCAACCGUCAUUCCCAGUUCCAGUCUAGCUACGAGCCAUCGUUCCAAACGUUUAUCCCUUGGGAUGGCAACCGAAGCCUGUUCUCUCGCACUGAUCUCGAUGAUUAUCCAAAAAUUCCGUGAUGCAGGGCCAAGUGCAGGUGUAGAUCCACAGAACAUUCAAGACCUCAAGUGGGACAGGGUGCAGGUGAAGGAUGAUAUUGACGCUUUGCUGGAGAAGCGUUCAGUCCUACGCUCGCGUAUCACGCCAACAAAUGAAAAGGAGGCCGCUUGGUCGCAGAGACCGCCGCUAAAUCCAUCAAGUGGCGCGGAGAGCUUGUUGGAAGAGAAGAUAGUGAAAGAGCUUCAAACAGCCAUUGCAUGUAUGGGCGCUGGAAGUGAUGAUUAA
Molecule: messenger RNA, 5499 nt
Organism: Nannizzia gypsea CBS 118893
Lineage: Eukaryota; Fungi; Ascomycota; Eurotiomycetes; Onygenales; Arthrodermataceae
Exons: 4
Coding region: 1-5499 (1832 amino acids)
Biological process (GO): RNA export from nucleus; protein import into nucleus
Cellular component (GO): nuclear pore inner ring
Molecular function (GO): structural constituent of nuclear pore
Source: RefSeq, a predicted model, not a curated record